CAUUUCAAUACGUCUGUCAAAAGGAGAUAUCCAAUAAAAUUGGAGCUUUUUAAAAUUUAACAGGAAGUAGUCUCGUUAUAACAGACGACGGGUGAUAAAUAAUUUCAAUUUUAUUAAAUACUAUGGCGCAGAAUAUUAAUCCACACUAUGCAUCAUCAUCAAAUCACCCCAAACAAAAUGAGGACACGAUAAAAUUAAAAGACAAUCACGCCGUAAGCAAACGAUUGCAAAAAGAGCUCAUGGAACUGAUGAGGUGCGCAGACAAAGGCAUAUCAGCGUUUCCAGAAAGUGAAAACUUGUUCAAAUGGAUAGGAACGAUUAACGGCCCCUUAGACACGGUAUACGCGGGUCACAAGUACAAACUGUCUCUCGAAUUCCCCAAUUCAUAUCCGUACGCUCCGCCUUUAGUGAAAUUUAUCACACCGUGUUUUCACCCAAACGUGGACACCUGUGGCUUAAUUUGUUUAGACAUUCUGAAGGACAAAUGGACAGCAUUGUAUGACGUACGCACAGUGUUACUGUCCAUUCAGAGCUUGCUGGCCGAACCCAACACGCAGAGCCCCCUCAACCAGCAAGCGUCGUGCCUUUGGCCCAAUCAACCAGCGUUUAAAAAGUAUCUAGAUGAAUUUUACAGUAAACAUAAGGACUUACAGUUUGUUGAAAUUUAAUAAUGAUUUUUACGAGUGGAAUGUGUGCUUGUGAUGGAGGGUUAAAAUUUAUUUUCAUAUUGACUUUGGAGUGUUAGGCGAAUAAACUGUUGAUGAUUAAAAUGAUUUUCUAAUUUAUUGUAAUUACUUGAUGCCUUCUGUCUCCGGAUUGUAACAAGUGUAACUUUAUGUAUAUUGAGAUCACUGGCAAUUAUAAUUCUCUAGUGCAAUUCAA
Messenger RNA from Colias croceus (clouded yellow), 882 nucleotides. RefSeq names its product ubiquitin-conjugating enzyme E2 C (gene vih). Lineage: Eukaryota; Metazoa; Arthropoda; Insecta; Lepidoptera; Pieridae. The record is from RefSeq and is a predicted model, not a curated record. The coding region runs from base 123 to 668 and encodes 181 amino acids. The transcript has 2 exons.